AUGAUUGCUAAUGCUGUAUACCUAUGUUACAGACACACAAAAUUGCCAGAAUGGCUCAAGACAGAUAUUCCAGUUGGUGAUAGCUUCAAAAAGAUCAAAAGUGAUUUGCGAGGCUUGAAACUCCAUACGGUUUGUGAGGAAGCCAAAUGCCCAAACAUUGGCGAAUGUUGGGGUGGUGGUGAGGAAAAAACUGCAACUGCAACCAUUAUGUUAAUGGGUGACGAAUGCACUCGUGGGUGUAGAUUUUGCUCUGUCAAGACCAAUCGGAAACCCAAGGCGCUCGACCCUAAUGAGCCGGAACAUACAGCUGAAGCCAUUUCUCGAUGGGGCUUGGGUUACAUUGUAAUGACAUCAGUAGAUCGCGAUGACCUUCCUGACGGAGGUGCGAGCCAUUUUGCAAACACUGUUAGACUUACCAAGAAAAAGUCACCCAAGAUUCUGGUCGAGUGUUUGACUGGAGAUUUCAGAGGAAAUCUCGACGAUGUUGAGACUGUCGCACUUUCAGGAUUAGAUGUCUAUGCACACAAUAUUGAAACGGUUGAGAAUCUACAGCCAUAUGUUCGUGACCGCCGGGCAGGAUUUCGGCAAUCACUUUCUGUCCUUGAGCAUGCCAAAAAGGUCCGUCCAGAUCUUAUUACAAAAACAUCUAUGAUGCUGGGACUAGGUGAGACAGACGAGGAAGUUAUACAUACUCUUGAAGAAUUACGCAAGGUUGAUGUAGAUGUAGUGACAUUUGGCCAAUAUAUGCGGCCCACUACUAAGCACAUGAAAGUGUCAGAGUAUGUACACCCAGAGAAAUUCCAGCACUGGGCAGAUGUAGCUAAACAGAUGGGAUUCAAGUAUGUGGCCAGUGGUCCGCUUGUGCGAUCGAGUUACAAGGCUGGCGAGUUUUAUAUCAAGAAUAUGCUCAAAGAACAACAGAUGAAGGCGUCAAUACAGCAGUCGGAAAAUAGCAGCACAUUGAAUCAAGACGAGAUUCGGCUUAAUGCAUAG
Messenger RNA from Batrachochytrium dendrobatidis JAM81, 993 nucleotides. RefSeq lists its product as uncharacterized. Gene Ontology annotation, molecular function: lipoate synthase activity; 4 iron, 4 sulfur cluster binding. The record is from RefSeq and is a predicted model, not a curated record. The coding region runs from base 1 to 993 and encodes 330 amino acids. Gene Ontology annotation, cellular component: mitochondrion. Lineage: Eukaryota; Fungi; Chytridiomycota; Chytridiomycetes; Rhizophydiales. The transcript has 5 exons. Gene Ontology annotation, biological process: lipoate biosynthetic process.